Branchiostoma floridae (Florida lancelet) is the source of this 3945-nucleotide messenger RNA. Its product is annotated as Y+L amino acid transporter 2-like. The transcript has 11 exons. The record is from RefSeq and is a predicted model, not a curated record. Bases 459 to 2039 code for a protein of 526 amino acids. Gene Ontology annotation, molecular function: L-amino acid transmembrane transporter activity. Gene Ontology annotation, biological process: amino acid transmembrane transport. Gene Ontology annotation, cellular component: membrane. Lineage: Eukaryota; Metazoa; Chordata; Leptocardii; Amphioxiformes; Branchiostomatidae.
CGGCCGGCGGUCAGCGGUGGACUGUCCUGUCAUGAAAGCAGGUCAUUCUGUAGUGUCCGCUACGUUCUAGCCACGUGCCUUUUCUCCCCAAGACCGCUACAAAACGAGCUUUCUUUCAACACCAAAGUAGUCGUGUGUACUUUCAGCAAGGUGCCUUAGUUCUGGUGCUUAGUGCAUCUGUAUGCCAAGUUGGCGCGAAUUUUGAGGGUAUAAUAGAGAAACUUUCGAGUGUUUGUGCUGCCAUUUUUCUCGGGCCGCCACGCCGGGAGAACAACGAUCAACAACGGUCAGAAACUUGCAGUCUUCUCAGGUCAAGGACUGCCUGGGUAAAGGUAAAGGGGGGACUCGUGAUCGGUCUCUGUGCUGGGACAGAACAGACCAUAAUCUCUACCAACAACUGUAGAAACUUAUAACUAAGUUUUGUUGAAAAUUUGCGGAGCUAGAACUGUACUGAAGCGAUGGGAGACGACAUCUGGGUGAAACGGGCGAGCUGGCGGGGCCCGACCGCGGACUCCCACGGGGACGGCUACGGGCCUCUCCCGGACAAGCCGGGGCGAAUCGACGGGACUAACGGUACCGCCAACGGUGCGGUAAAGGAGGACGGUUCGGAAGACUCCGUCAACUUGAAGAAGAAGAUUACCCUCGUCAACGGGAUUUGUUUGAUAGUGGGUAACAUCAUUGGAUCCGGGAUUUUCGUGUCGCCGAAGGGUGUUCUUGUCGAGGUGGGCUCGGUGGGACUAUCGCUGGUUAUCUGGGCGGCGUGUGGCGCCUUCUCUGUGGUCGGAGCGCUGUGCUACGCGGAACUCGGGACCUCGAUCCCCAAGUCUGGGGCCAGUUAUGCCUACAUCUUGGAGGCCUUUGGACCUCUGCUGGCGUUCCUGCGACUGUGGGUGUCCGUACUGAUCAUAGAGCCCACCUCACAGGCAGUUAUAGCGCUAACAUUCGCACAGUACCUGAUCCAGCCGUUCUUCCCCACAUGUGAGGCUCCCAACGCAGCGGUCAGACUGUUGGCUACAGCGUGUGUAGCCAUCAUCACAUUUGUGAACUGUGCGUAUGUCCGAUGGGGGACCAGAGUACAGGAUAUCUUCACCUAUGCCAAGCUGGUGGCCCUUGUAGUUAUCAUCAUCACAGGCCUUGUACACAUGGGAUAUGGUGAAGUCGCACCAUUCCAGAACUCAUUUGAGGGCACCACGGCCAACGUUGGUGGGAUUGCCCUAGCACUCUACUCAGGGCUUUUUGCAUACGCAGGAUGGGACACAUUGAACUAUGCAACGGAAGAGCUCCGGGACCCUUACAGAAACCUACCUCGUGCCAUCUGGAUCUCCCUGCCCAUUGUGUCCAUCAUCUACAUCCUGACCAACAUCUCCUACUACACCAUCCUGUCUACAACAGAAGUGCUGGAGUCAGAUGCUGUAGCUGUGUCCUUUGCAAACAGGUCCCUUGGUGUGAUGGCUUGGUGUAUCCCCAUUGCUGUGGCCAUGUCUACAUUUGGAGGCUUGAAUUCAUCCAUCUUUGCUGCAGCCAGGUUAUUUUUUGUGGGUGCUCGUGAGGGACACCUACCAGACCUGCUGGCCAUGGUACACAUCACUAGGUACACGCCUGUCCCAGCAGUCAUGUUUAAUGGUUUCAUGGCGAUCUGUUACCUGACGUCAGACGAUGUGUUCACACUGAUUAACUACUACAGCUUCAUGUACUGGCUAACAGUGGGGCUGUCUGUAGCAGCACUGCUGUGGCUAAGGUAUAAGAGACCAGACAUGCACAGACCCAUCAAGGUGAACCUGUUCUUCCCCAUCUCGUUCCUGGUCGCCUGUGUGUUCCUGGUGGUUGUUCCCUUCUAUUCCGACACUGUCAACUCCCUCAUAGGGACCGGCAUUGCUGCCACAGGCCUCCCUGUGUACUAUGUGGGUGUCUACAUGAAGAAAAGGCCUCUUUGGUUGACAAACUUUGUUGAUACUGUGACCAGAGGAUGUCAGAAGGUGAUGAUGUCCAUCCUGCCUGAUGCUGAUGUUCAGCAACAGAUGAUAGAGGAGGCUGGGUAGGGACGGAUAUCUGGCGAUGUCAACAACUUACCUGAUGAUCGCUACACAACUUUCAAGUGUUGUAUUGUGAUUUUUGUUAGCCAGGAGACUGUCGUAGGGGUGGGGGCUAUGGGUACUUCUUGUUAUACUGUUGUGGUAACUUUACCAACUGCCAGAUAGCAUUGUCGCACAUAGGAAUCUGUGUUAAGAAAAACACUGUGUGUACACUAUGUACAGUUAAUGACCUAAGUGCCCCAAGACCUAUUGACUACUUCAUAUUGAAGGGUGCUGACAUGCCUUCUACAUGUACCAUUAGGACCUGCCAGAAUCACAUUUAUGGGUGCUUCAUCUUUGUAAUAUCUUGAGACUAGUAGACCACUCAAUAGGCCAUAGUACACUUUUCAGUACUGUCAAAGUGUGUGAAAUCUACCUCCUAUACACUAGCUACUGCAACAUGCAGAGAUCCAUUCCCUAUACGUCUGGAUGGGUAAAUAUGGAAAUGGUGGGGUUUGUCAAUGUACUGUCAAUCCAUCUAGUCUUCCAGGUUGUCUAAUUACUGAUUCUAGAGUAAUCCUCUGUGUGAAAAUCUUCUAGUGCACUGGUUAUGUAAAAUUCUAUCUGGAACUGGGUUGAAUUAUGUCAAAGUUAGUAGAUAACUACCAUUUAUUGCCACUGUAUUUACUGUAUAAAAAGUGCAGAGUGUAUUUUAUGUGUAGUUAUUUGGAAGAGUAGGACAAGGAAAGAACUAGGAUCUGAGAGUGCUCUAAGAAAUGUAAAGCAGAAACCUGUAUCAGACUAUAUACUAGAGAAUUGUUGCUCCAGCUAAAUCACAACCAAACUAGUUACUACAAGCACACAGUCUGUCAAGAAAGAUACAGUUUUACUCUUUUAGAUGUUUUUAAACCAGAUCAUAUAUAUUUGUACAGCAGUGGAACUAUUUAUUGUACUUCCAUCCGUGUCAGAAAUGCUUGUUGAAGUGAUUGUCAACAUAAACAAGAAGUCUUUGACAAAUCAGAGGAAUGAACAUAUGCUUUAAUUGUGACUUGGAAAUCUUGUACACCAAAAAGUCUUAUAGUAAUCUGUGCAUCUUAUACAAUUUACCACUUGGUGUUCUUCAUCUUAUUGUGUUCUAAAAUCUUGAUUAUCUUAAGAAACACUCUCAAAACAGUGACAACAGUUACCAAUUGGAAUGUUUGAAAUAUGAUAUUUCAAUUAUCUCAGAGAUUUAUGAACUUGAAAUAAGUUAUAUAAGUCACCCUUUUAUAACCUGGGGGUUAUAGCCAAAGGAUCACUAAAAUCAUUUACCAGUAGAUCCUGAUGUUAUUGAUAUUUCUGUACAUUUAUCUUUCUUUUUUCUUGAUGAUUGUGACCUUAGGUAUCUUUUGUUUUAGAAAUAAUGGACUUUGUCCAGGAGAUAAACAUGUUAACUUUAACAGAUGGCAUUAUAUUUUCCAAAGCAUGAGUGUUGCUGCUGUGUUAACUUAUGAUGCCAAAAAAUAUCACGGAGUUCUUUCUUAGAGAACAGUCUUCUUUCAAAUGGAAGCGUUAACUCAAUCACAAUAAGAAAUGUUUCUAAAGCUUUUGAUGCAAAAGAAAGUACCUGGCUCUGCCCUGAAUUUUAACUUGUACAUUUCCUAUUUUUACCCUUUGAGGUACACUGAUAUUACAUUUAAGUUUUCUUUAAUGAUUUUGUUGUAGUAGUCACUUUUGUAGAAUAAAUAAUGACUAUGAAGUUUAUUUGAAUAUUGUAGCUAUCAUUCUGGAAUUAGUUUUGACAAUUUAGAGCAUUGAACUUGAAGUAAGAUGGUGUUUUAGCUUGGAAUAGAAUGACCAGACAAAAUGUAAAGGUUUUCUUUCAUGAUAUUUUGUGUGGUCAAUGAGACAAGUGCUUUAUGAAGUAAAUGAUACUAUUUGAAAUCCCUUGAAA